AUGGCCGUCGCCGUUGUCGUCGUCGGCCUCUUGCUCGGGGUCGUCGUCUCGCCCAUCGCCGCGGCCGUUGCGACCAUCUACCUCGAGGCCAACUACAGCGGCUUGUCGCUCGACCUGGACGUCUUUAGCGGCAACGCGAGCCUGCCGUGGUCGCUCGGUAUUGCGUCGUUGCGUAUCUCGCCAGGGUACGAGGUCGUGGGCUACGAGGCGCCGGCGUUCCAGGGCUACUAUAUGGUCUGGGAUGAGGACGCGCCGUCGCUCGGGUCGAUUUGGUCGUCGCGCAUUCUGUCGUUCAAGGUUCGCCCCGUUACGAACGACCUCGUGCUGUCGCCCAACAACCUCCAAAACGUCGUGAGUGUCUACCAAGCGAGCAACUUUUCCGGGCAACGGCGGUCGCUGCACCUCGGAAAGGCCACGUUCAACUCGCCGCUGGCGCGCGCCGUCAUGUCGAUCAAGGUCACCCCAGGAUACCUCUUUGUCGCGUUCGACGGACCUGACCAAUCGGGCAAGUCGACGUCGUUUGCAGCCGACGCUGAGGCGCUUGCGACGUGGGACGCUCGCAUUCUAUCGUACGACCUUCGACGAGUCUCCAAUGCGACGGUGACACCAGCAACGCUCGUGCCACCGCCGCGCCCGUCGACACCACCCACCCCGACAUCGACCGACGAAGCGACCAAUUACACCACCAUCAUCCUUGUGUGCACGGCCGCCGUCGUCGUUCUUGUCGGUCUCGUCGGUCUCUGCCUCUUGCGCCGCAUCAAAGCUGCCAAAUCCAAAGGCACGUCGACCUCCCAGGGCGCCACAUCGCGUCACAGCCAGGACGAGAGUGCGUCACUGGCGAUCUCGUUUGACGCGAUCUACAAGCUCGCGUUGGACGGCUCGCUAUUGUCGCUCGAGCAACUCAUUGGCUGUGGCGCGUACGCUGAAGUGUGGCGAGCCUCGUUCCAGUCACAGCCCGUCGCGGUCAAGACGCUCCUCUCAAACCGCGCGACAAACCAAGGCAUAUCAGAUUUUGUGCACGAAAUUGCACUCAUGGCCAGCUUUGACUCGCCUUACAUUGUCCGUGUCCUCGGCGCGACGUGGCAUCGCCCGUCGGACCUCAAGUGCAUCAUGGAACUCAUGAACCUCGGCGACCUCAAAGACUACUUGGCGCACCAUUCGCCCAGCGCGUAUCCGUGGAGCCAGAAACUCGCUGCGAUCCAAGCGAUUGCCAAUGCGCUGGU
Molecule: messenger RNA, 1223 nt
Organism: Saprolegnia parasitica CBS 223.65
Lineage: Eukaryota; Oomycota; Saprolegniomycetes; Saprolegniales; Saprolegniaceae
Exons: 3
Biological process (GO): protein phosphorylation
Molecular function (GO): ATP binding; protein kinase activity
Source: RefSeq, a predicted model, not a curated record